GGAGCAGAGUCCGGGUCAACAGCAGAACAGCCUGACUCAGGUAAACGGAUCCUGAGCCUUGGUUCAGAGUCCAGGCAAAGUGGGUUAAGCUGCAGCAGGGCUCAGUGGGGCGGGUUCUUAUGGACAGAACCAGUGUUUUGGACCACUUUCCUGCACGGUGUCGUGUGAAGGAAGGCCAGAGGUGCUAUCAGCUGUUAUCAGCUGCUCUGCGCAGGUAUAAAGGUGUGGAGGGAGAGGUGGAGACAGCCACACGGGACUAACCAGAGCAGGAUGCAGAGGUCCGAGAUGCUGGUUCUGUUGGUGGUGUUUCUGAGCUGCACACAGGGGCAGAACUCCACCACCACCACCUGCAGCUCCUGCUCCAACGCCACACAUGCAGCCGGCACCACAAACAGCGCUGAGACUAAUGGAACCAGCCAGCCAAGCCCAACCACACCACAGGUCCACCAGUCCUCCUCUCCACCAGAGUCCAGUGACACCAGCACCUCCAGAACCUCCAGAACCUCCAGCAGCAGCAUCUCCAGCAGCAGCUCUGGGGGGCCACCUCCUGCCUCCUCCAACCCCCCCUCCAUCACUGCCUCCUCUCAGACGGACCUCCUGUCUUCAGGGGUGACUCGGACCUCUGCUGCGGCCCCCCACAGCUCCUCUGGCAGCAGCGCCGCCACCCCCCCGGCCUCCAGCCCGGCCACCGGAGGCUGUGGCCGUGCGUCUGGGCGCUGCAGGCCGGCCAUGCUGCUGCUGCUGGAGGUUUGCUGCGUCCUGCUGCAGCGCGCCCACGCCUGAACUCAGCCGGCCUCUCUCCUGUUAGCCAUGAAGACAAGCUGCAGAAGAAGGUUCAUCUGGUUACCAAUGUUAGAGAAAUGCUCCGCUUGAUCAGCAGUCAUGUGCUGGUCCUCUGCUCUCUUCUAUCUGAUCCUGAAGCACAUUUUUAAUAAGAAAUAUCAAAGUUUCACCCAGAAAUGAUCUGAAAUGAUGGAAACUGGUGUUUUUAUGACCAAUAAAGAGUUAACUGGA
Molecule: messenger RNA, 1014 nt
Organism: Fundulus heteroclitus (mummichog)
Lineage: Eukaryota; Metazoa; Chordata; Actinopteri; Cyprinodontiformes; Fundulidae
Product: flocculation protein FLO11
Exons: 2
Coding region: 271-783 (170 amino acids)
Source: RefSeq, a predicted model, not a curated record